UCCGGACUUUGCGUUCCACAUACAGGAAGUGAAUUUUCAUCGACUGUUGCAGCCUCCCAGUGUCCGUGGAGAUCAGGCUCUUCCACAGAUACGGAGACAGUUCCACCGGAGGGGGAGUAUAUAGAGGAGCACAGGGGUCUGUACAAGGACGUGAUGAUGGAGAAUCACCGGCCCCUCACAUCACUGGAUGGACCCAGUAACAGAGAUACCCCAGAGAGAUGUCCCCGUCCUCUGUAUUCCCAGGACUGUACAGAGGAGAAUCACAGGAUCCCACAGGAGGAUCAGGUAGAACGUCUUUCUUGUAUAAAGGCAGAAGAUAUAGAGGGAGAAGAAGAGACCUAUGUGAUUGAUAUGAAAUCAGAAGAUAUAGAGGGAGAAGAAGAGACGUAUGUGACUGAUAUGAAGACAGAAGAUAUAGAGGGAGAAGAAGAGACGUAUGUGACUGAUAUAAAGGCAGAAGAUCUAGAGGGAGAAGAAGAGACGUAUGUGACUGAUAUGAAGGCAGAAGAUAUAGAGGGAGAAGAAGAGACGUAUGUGACUGAUAUAAAGGAAGAAGAUAUAGAGGGAGAAGAAGAGACGUAUGUGACUGAUAUGAAGGCAGAAGAUAUAGAGGGAGAAGAAGAGACGUAUGUGACUGAUAUAAAGGAAGAAGAUAUAGAGGGAGAAGAAGAGACGUAUGUGACUGAUAUGAAGGCAGAAGAUAUAGAGGGAGAAGAAGAGACGUAUGUGACUGAUAUGAAGACAGAAGAUAUAGAGGGAGAAGAAGAGACGUAUGUGACUGAUAUGAAGGCAGAAGAUACAGAGGGAGAAGAAGAGACGUAUGUGACUGAUAUGAAGGCAGAAGAUACAGGGGGAGAAGAGGAGACGUAUGUGAGGGGUGAUCAGCAGUGUAAGGAGGAGGAGAUCCCUACAGAUAUCAGCACAGCAGAUGGACACACAAGCAGGAACAUCUCAGAAGGACAUCUAAUGUUAUCCCCGGAUUGUGACAUAAAAGAUAAUGACAGUAGACAGGAAUCUCCAGGAGAUAUCCCCAUUACCCCAAUUAUACAUCCAGCUCUAUCAGCUGAUCCCCCUGAUCCUGGGGAAUGUUCUCCUGAUCACUCUGAUAUUGGUGCAUCUGUUACAGCUCUGAGAGUAGAUACAGUGUUUCCCUGUUCUAUAGAUGCCAAAUGUUUUACACAGAACACAAAGCGUAUUACCAAUCAGCCAGCUAAGGCAGGUGAGAGGCCACUGAUAUGUUCUGAGUGUGGGAAAUGUUUUACAUAUAAAUCACAUCUUGUUACACAUCAGAGAAGUCACUCAGGUGAGAGGCCGUAUUCCUGUUCUGAGUGUGGGAAAUGUUUCGCACAUAAAUCAGUUCUUGUUACACAUCAGAGAAGUCACACAGGUGAGAAGCCGUAUUACUGUUCUGAGUGUGGGAAAUGUUUUGCAUGGAACUCAAAUCUUGUUACACAUCAGAGAAGUCACACAGGUGAGAAGCCGUUUUCCUGUUCGGAGUGUGGGAAAUGUUUUGCAUAUAAACCAGUUCUUGUUACACAUCAGAUAAGUCACACAGGUGAGAAGCCGUAUUCCUGUUCUGAGUGUAGGAAAGGUUUUGCACGGAAGUCAGAUCUUGUUGCACAUCAGAGAAGUCACACAGGUGAGAAGCUAUUUCCAUGUUCUGAGUGUGGGAAAUGUUUUACACAGAAAUCAGCUCUUGAUAAACAUGAGAGAAGUCACACAGGUGAGAAGCCGUAUUCCUGUUCUGAGUGUAGAAAAUGUUUUGCACGGAAAUCAGCUCUUGUUACACAUCAAAGAAGUCACACAGGUGAGAGGCCAUUUUCCUGUUCUGAGUGUGGGAAAUGUUUUACACAGAAAUCAGCUCUUGUUACACAUCAGAGAAGUCACACAGGUGAGAAGCCAUAUUCCUGUUCUGAGUGUAGGAAAUGUUUUCCACGGAAAUCAGAUCUUGUUUUACAUCAGAGAAGUCACACAGGUGAGAAGCCAUUUCCAUGUUCUGAGUGUGGGAAAUGUUUUACACAGAAAUCAGCUCUUGAUAAACAUGAGAGAAGUCACACAGGUGAGAAGCCAUAUUCCUGUUCUGAGUGUGGGAAAUGUUUUGCAUCUAAAUCACAUUUUGUUAUUCAUCAGCAUACUCACACAGGUGAGAAGCCGUAUUCCUGUUCUGAGUGUGGGAAAUGUUUUACACAGAAAUCAGCUCUUGUUACACAUCAGAGAAGUCACACAGGCGAGAAGCCGUACUCCUGUUCUGAGUGUGGGAAAUGUUUUACACAGAAACCAGCUCUGGUUACACAUCAGAGAAGUCACACAGGUGAGAAGCCGUACUCCUGUUCUGAGUGUGGGAAAUGUUUUGCAUGGAAAUCAGUUCUUGUUAAUCAUCAGCGAUUUCACACAGGUGAGAGGCCACUGAUAUGUUCUGAGUGUGGAAAAUGUUUUACAUACAAAUCACAGCUUGUUAUACAUCAGAAAAGUCACACAGGUGAGAAGCCAUUUUCUUGCUCUGAGUGUGGGAAAUGUUUUGCACAGAAAUCACAUCUUAUUAAUCAUGAGAGAAGUCACACAGGUGAGAGGCCAUUUUCUUGCUCUGAGUGUGGGAAAUGUUUUGCAUGGAAAUCACAUCUUGUUAUACAUCAGAAAAGUCACACAGGUGAGAAGCCAUUUUCUUGCUCUGAGUGUGGGAAAUGUUUUGCACGGAAAUCACAUCUUGUUAUACAUCAGAAAAGUCACACAGGCGAGAGGGCAUUUUCUUGCUCUGAGUGUGGGAAAUGUUUUGUACGGAAAUCACAUCUUAUUAAUCAUGAGAGAAGUCACACAGGUGAGAAGCCAUUUUCUUGCUCGGAGUGUGGGAAAUGUUUUGCACAGAAAUCACAUCUUAUUAAUCAUGAGAGAAGUCACACAGGUGAGAAGCCAUUUUCUUGCUCGGAGUGUGGGAAAUGUUUUGCACAGAAAUCACAUCUUAUUAAUCAUGAGAGAAGUCACACAGGUGAGAGGCCAUUUUCUUGCUCUGAGUGUGGGAAAUGUUUUGCACUCAAAUCAAAUCUUGUUAUACAUCUCAGAAGUCACACAGGUAAGAAUCCAUUUUCUUGCUCUGAGUGUGGGAAAUGUUGUCUAACAAGAUGUGAUUUACUUACACAUCACAGAAGUCACACAGGUGAGAAGCCAUUUCUAUACGAGGCGGCUUCUGAUGCUGGUAUCCUGGCGGCCAAGGCUUCUACAAAGUCCGUUCUGGCCCGCCAGAUUUUAUGGCUGCAGUCCUGGUCUGCGGAUCUGGACUCUAAGAAAACCCUGGAUGUACUACCUUUUAAGGGAGAUAUCCUUUUCGGAGAGGACCUUAAUAAGAGAGUGGCUGAUUUGGCAUCUGCUAAAACAGCCUGUCUGCCAAGUACUCAAGCAGCAUUCGUGGAUGCGCUGGCGGUUCCAUGGACCUUUCGGCUGCUGUACGUGUUCCAUCCGGUGUUACUUCUGCCCAAGGAGCGGGAGUAUAUAGAGGAACACAGGGGUCUGUACAAGGACGUGAUGAUGGAGAAUCACCGGCCCCUCACAUCUCUGGAUAAGAGGAGACUGUCAUGUAUUGUACAGGGGAGAGCAGAAGGACCCAGUAACAGAGUUACCCCAGAGAGAUGUCCCCGUCCUCUGUAUUCCCAGGAUUGUACAGAGGAGAAUCACAGGACCCCACAGGAGGAUCAGGAUGAAGCCCAAUUAAAUAAUAUUAAAAUCAAAGAUACAGAGGGAGAAGAAGAGACGUAUGUGACUGAUAAGGAGGCAGAAGAUAUAGAGGGAGAAGAAGAGACGUAUGUGACUGAUAUAAAGGCAGAAGAUAUAGCGGAAGAAGAAGAGACGUAUGUGACUGAUAUGAAGGCAGAAGAUAUAGCGGGAGAAGAAGAGACGUAUGUGACUGAUAUAAAGGCAGAAGAUAUAGAUAUAGAAGGAGAAGAAGAGACGUACAUUACUGAUAUGAAGGCAGAAGAAGAGACGUGUGUAACUGAUAUAAAGGCAGAAGGUAUAGAUGGAGAAGAAGAGACAUAUGUGACUGAUAUAAAGGCAGAAGAUAUAGAGGGAGAAGAAGAGACAUAUGUGAGGGGUGAUCAGCAGUGUAAGGAGGAGGAGAUCCCUACAGAUAUCAGCACAGCAGAUGGACAUACAAGCAGGAAUAUCUCAGAAGGACAUCUAAUGUUAUCCCCGGAUUGUGACAUAAAAGAUAAUGACAGUAGACAGGAUUCUCCAGGAGAUAACCCCAUUACCCCAAUUAUACAUCCAGCUCUAUCAGCUGAUCCCUGUGAUCCUGGGAAAUGUUCUCCUGAUCACUCUGAUAUUGGUGCAUCUGUUACAGCUCUGAGAGUAAAUACAGUGAUUCCCUGUUCUAUAGAUGCCAAAUGUUUUACACAGAACACAAAGCCUAUUACCCAUCAGACAGGUAAGGAAGGUGAGAGGCCAUUUCCAUGUUCUGAGUGUGAGAAAUCUUUUACAUACAAAUCAUAUCUUCUUAGACAUAACAGAAGUCACACAGGUGAGAAGCCAUUUCCAUGUUCUGAGUGUGGGAAAGGUUUUGCACACAGAUCACAACUUGCUACCCAUCAGCAAAGUCACACAGGUGAGAAUCCAUUUCCAUGCUCUGAGUGUGGGAAAUGUUUUGCACACAAAUCAGUUCUUGUUAAACAUCAUAGAAGUCACACAGGUGAGAAGCCAUUUCCAUGUUCUGAGUGUGGGAAAUGUUUUGCACUUAAAUCAUAUCUUGUUAAACAUCAUAGAAGUCACACAGGUGAGAAGCCAUUUUCUUGCUCUGAGUGCGGGAAAAGUUUUACCUGGAAAUCCAAACUUGUUGUACAUCAGAGAAGUCACACAGGUGAGAAGCCAUUUCCAUGUUCUGAGUGUGGGAUAUGUUGUGUAAGUAAAUCAGAACUUGUUACACAUCUGCGCAGUCACACAGGUGAGAAACCUUUUCCAUGUUCUGAGUGUGGGAAAUGUUUUGCAUGUAAAUCACAUCUUGUUAUACAUCAGAGAUGUCACACAGCUGAGAAGCCAUUUCCAUGUUCUGAGUGUGGGAAAUGUUUUACACGUAAAUCAUAUCUUGUUACACAUCAGAGAAUACACACAGGUGAUCAGCCAUUUUCUUGCUCUGAGUGCGGGAAAAGUUUUACCUGGAAAUCCAAACUUGUUACCCAUCAGCAAAGUCACACAGGUGAGAAGGCAUUUCCAUGUUCUGAGUGUGGGAAAGGUUUUGCACACAAAUCACAUCUUGUUACACAUCAGCGAAGUCACACAGGUGAGAAGCCAUUUUCUUGCGCUGAGUGCGGGAAAUGUUUUACACAAAAAUCAAAUCUUGUUAUACAUCACAGAAGUCACACAGGUGAGAAGCCAUUUCUAUACUCUGAGAAAUAAAUCAUCUCUUGUUGCACACAAUAGACAUCACUCAGGUGAGGAACCAUUUUAAUCUUCUGGAGUAUACUCAUCAAUGCCAUGCAUUGUUCUUCAAGGUGCUUAUCCUAUCUCCUAUGCUUUUUGCAAUAUACAUGUUACCACUGGGUGAAAUAAUCAGAUGUCAUGCCCUCAUCUACCACUGCUAUACAGAUGACCUGUCUUUGCUCUAGGUACUGAGAGCCCAGUACCAAUCCUAAAUGGUUGUCUAGCUGAGCUCCAGGUGUGGGUGAUGCCAGUUGGCUGUGAUUCAGUCCUGGUGAAACAGGUCUUUAAGCUCACCACCAAAGGGCAGCGCUACAGUUCAGCUUUGCAAACCAACCAGACUUACGCUUGGGGGUUCAGAGUUACAAAAUGCUGAUCAUGUGCAGAAUCUUGGUGUCCUGGAUAGUGGAGUGACACUUAGACAUCAGUAUCUGCCACUAUCAGAUCCUCAUCUGAGGAACAUAGCCAGACUCCAACACUUUAUUCCCUCAGAAGAUCUACCUACAGUCAUACAUGCACUUGUAUCAUCACACAUAGACUACUGCAAUGUCCUCUAUCUGGGUCUCCCAGCAAAAGAGUUGCACCGCUUGUAGCUUGUACAGAAUGCAGCAGCCAGGCUGUUACCUAACCAGCCCGUUCCUGCCACAUAACACCCAUUCUCUGCUCCCUUCACCGGCUGCCUGUAAGAUGGUGACUCUAUUACAUAAUCUGACUGACUCCCAAUUCUACAUGACCAGGGUCCAUGGUACCAGAAGCAGCUUCUGCCUCCUUACUGCCCUGUUUCUUCCAUCUGCAGAUGAAGGACUGUUACCAGCAGUACCAAGAAUCCCCAAGAAGUUCUGAGAUGUCAGAGGUGGAGACAGGGUGGGUGGCACUAGUGCCGUAGCGGGGGCUGCCGGAGGCACUAUCUGUGGGUAAUAUUGUCCCCAAGCAGCGCUAAGGUGUCAGAGGGGAGACAGGGCAGUGGCAG
Molecule: messenger RNA, 6370 nt
Organism: Pseudophryne corroboree (corroboree frog)
Lineage: Eukaryota; Metazoa; Chordata; Amphibia; Anura; Myobatrachidae
Exons: 12
Coding region: 154-5379 (1741 amino acids)
Source: RefSeq, a predicted model, not a curated record